This is a messenger RNA of Branchiostoma floridae (Florida lancelet), 1122 nucleotides long. Its product is annotated as leucine-rich repeat-containing protein 40-like. The coding region runs from base 1 to 1122 and encodes 373 amino acids. The transcript is spliced from 2 exons. Lineage: Eukaryota; Metazoa; Chordata; Leptocardii; Amphioxiformes; Branchiostomatidae. Gene Ontology annotation, molecular function: protein binding. The record is from RefSeq and is a predicted model, not a curated record. Gene Ontology annotation, biological process: signal transduction.
AUGGCGGAAGGGCUAAACCUCCAGCCUAAGACCGUUGGAGGCCGCCUUUUCCUAGACCUUAGUGACCAGGGUCUGACGUCCAUCCCGGAGGAGGUGUUUGACAUCACUGACCUGGAGUUUCUAAUUGUGUCCAAAAACAUGCUAACCAGUAUCCCGGAAGGAAUCUGUCGUCUGCGGAAACUUCACCACUUGGAAGUUGAAGACAACAUAUUGACAAGUUUGCCACGGGUGAUCGGUUCCUUGCGACAUUUGACAAACCUAUUAAUUGAUGGUAAUCAACUGACAGAGCUUCCUCAAUGCGUUUGUUCUCUGCCCAACCUAGAGGUAUUAACUACCAAUAAUAACAAGCUCUCCAGUUUGCCUCCUAGUUUGGAAAAGCUACAGAAGUUGAAAAAACUGUACAUCUCCGAUAAUCAGUUUACAGAGCUUCCGCAAGCCCUUUGCUUUCUGUACAACCUCGAGCAAUUAAGUGUCGGUAAUAACCCCAUCAAGAGUCUCCCCGAUGAUGUCGCACGACUCGCUAAGCUGAACACUCUCUGUAUCUCCGGAUGUCAGUUUGAUGAGUUCCCCAGACAGGUGCUGCAGCUGAAGGCACUGGAGGAGCUGUGGGCUGGUGGCUGCAAGUUUGAUUUUGUUCCAGAUGAAGUGGGAAACUUACCAAACAUGUGGCUCUUGUCAUUGGAAUGUAACUUCCUUAAAACCCUGCCAAGCACAAUGGCUCACAUGAACAACCUGCUUGUGGUUCAUCUGCUGAACAACAAGUUCGACGCAUUCCCAGAAGUCCUGUGUGAACUGCCUGCAAUGGAGAAACUUGACAUAAGCAACAACAACAUCACCAAGCUCCCAACCGCUCUUCAUCAAGCAGGCAAGCUGAAUGACUUGGAUGUUUCUGGAAACCCCCUGACAUACCCUCCACAGGAUGUGCGCGAACAAGGUACCGGUGCUAUCAUGGCCUUCCUAAAACAGGAAGCAGAGAAAGACGAACCGAUGUACGAGACGCUGAUAAGAUGGAGAGAGCGAGCCGGUCCUGCUGCCAGCCUGGCUGUACUGGAGCGGUGUCUGAGGGACCUGGAUCUGCACCAGCUGGCAGACCAUCUCAUAAGGACGGCUACGGUCAGAUAA